UAUGUUACUUUUUCUGCUCAUUUAUUUAUGAGCCGCUCUCUCCUUCUCUCAUUCUCCCCCAUUACAUCUCCCAAAAUUUACGGACAGAUCGAUCAGUUGGAGACCAAGUAGAGAAACAAUGCCAAAGAAGAAGCUUCAUAAAUCUCUCCAAGACUACCUCUCCAAGAUCAAGAACAAGCCAACCCCUAAUCUCCAAAACCCUAAGAAAUUCAUCCUCUCGGGUUGCAAACAUCCGAUGACUCGGUCCUUCGCAGUCGAUCGUACCCGAAUCGACGAUGCUACCAAUAAGGACGACGGGGCUGCUCUCGCAGAUAUAGACCGUUUCCUGCUCGAGAACUUCAAGUCGCUCUAUCUACGAGAUGAGGAUAGCACUUACUGCAACAGCAACGUCGCAAAAGACAAGAAGGGCAAGGGGUCAAAUGUUAUUCCUGUCGAUAAGGAGUCAUGUGCCGGCGGGAUAUUGUUUGACUCGCCAAGGUUCCUUGAGCCCCCGAGGGAUCUCUGUGGGUCGGCCCGAUUCUUCGUUGGACCUGGGUCGUCCAGCUCCUUGAUGGAGGAAGCCCGGAGCUCCACCACCUCGACUGCCGGUGCAGCCACGACCACCACCACUGCCACAACUAUUACAGUCGCCACCACCAGCGGAAUGAGUUUUACAGAGUCGAUGGCUGACAAUGACUCGAUGUCCGAUUGUCAGAAUGAAGUCAAACUUCCCGAUGACUGCAUCGCGGUAUUGGCCCAUUCAUCCUUGCCUAACGAGGACUUCAGGCGUUCGAUGCGGGAGAUGGUCGACGCGAGGCUGAGGAGCCACGGUCAGGUCGACUGGGAGUUCAUGGAGGAGCUCUUGUUCUGCUACCUCAACUUGAACGAGAAGAAGUCCCACAAGUACAUCCUCAAUGCAUUUGUGGACCUCAUUGUUGCACUCCGCCGGAGCAACGGCCGGCCUCUGGUGAGGCACCAGGAACCCGGCAGGGUUGCUAGGGGGACAAGGAGGAGGAGGACUAGGAGAGAGAUCGUAACGUAACGUAAGUUUUUGGGUAUGGGGGACAUAAAAGAAAAUAUGUCUAGGCUCAAGAAAAUAUUCGUUUAUGGGUUGAAUAUUUCCGAUGCAACCACAUGGUUAGGUGUAUUUUAGUAUCUGUGUUUUUUAUUAUCAUUUGCCUUUUCGGUGGAUAUUUGAAUUUUUUUAUUUAUGGGAGAAUGGUUUAUUUAAUAAUGUAGAUUUGUUUAUGAUUUACUUUCUGGAAUUUUCA
Molecule: messenger RNA, 1250 nt
Organism: Punica granatum (pomegranate)
Lineage: Eukaryota; Viridiplantae; Streptophyta; Magnoliopsida; Myrtales; Lythraceae
Source: RefSeq, a predicted model, not a curated record